GCUUUUGUGUAGCGUGUGCUCUGGCCAUUUCCACAGACACUAAUGUACGUCAGUCCACAUGAACAGCAGCUGUUGCAGUCCAUUUCAAGCUAUAGCUACGGACCGAAACGUUUAUGGUGGAUGGUAUAUCUGUUUGGCCUGGCCUGCUCUGCAAUUGCUGAAUUUUUUAAAUCUUCAGCCUCUACAAAUCUGUUAUAAUGGAUAGGCAGGUGAGCCUUACCAGGACAGAAAUGUUCUCUUUCGUCAACCCUUGGAUUCGGUGCUUCCUGUUCUUCUUCAGCUUUUUAUUCUGGGUGUUUUCUCUUCUUAUUGUAGCUAUUGGAGUAUAUGCCAAAGUUCAGAAAGCAACAGACGCAGUGCGUGACACAUUCUUCAUUGAUCCUGCUGUGUUUCUCAUUGUGGUCGGGGUGGUCAUGUUCUUCAUCACCUUCUGCGGAUGCAUCGGAGCUCUGCGAGAAAAUAUACGGCUCCUCAGAAUUUUCUCAUUUAGUCUUACCCUGGUCUUUCUAACCCAAAUGGUCAUUGAAAUCCUGGGCUUCUUCUACUCUGACCAGACACGCGAUGCUCUGGAGAAAUUCGUGAAAAAGGCUAUUGUGCACUAUCGAGAUGACCUGGACCUUCAAAACCUAAUGGACUACAUCCAAAAGGAGUUCAAAUGCUGUGGUUGGAACAACUACACCGACUGGUCCUGGAACCUCUACUUCAACUGCACCCCGUCAAACCCCAGCACUGAGAGAUGUGCGGUUCCCUUCUCAUGCUGCACUCCUCUACCAGGAGAGACUGUGAUCAACACCAUGUGUGGUUUUGGGGUUCAAACACAAAACCACCUGGACACCACUAAAUCGAUCUAUCCGGUGGGCUGUGCAGACAGAGCUGUAAUAUGGAUUGAAUCUCACCUGCUGUUAGUUGGGGCGCUCACGCUGGGUCUUGCUUUACCACAGAUCGCAGGCAUCGUUCUGUCUCAGAUCCUCAUUUCUGAGAUCCAGAAAGAGAUCGGAUCCGUCAUGUAGAACCAGCAAUCACCUGCAG
Sinocyclocheilus anshuiensis is the source of this 1029-nucleotide messenger RNA. It is a transcript of the gene tspan33b, whose product is annotated as tetraspanin 33b. NCBI's taxonomy places the organism in Eukaryota, Metazoa, Chordata, Actinopteri, Cypriniformes, Cyprinidae. The transcript has 8 exons. Gene Ontology annotation, cellular component: plasma membrane. The record is from RefSeq and is a predicted model, not a curated record. Bases 198 to 1010 code for a protein of 270 amino acids.